Rhinopithecus roxellana (golden snub-nosed monkey) is the source of this 1083-nucleotide messenger RNA. It is a transcript of the gene BCL2L12, whose product is annotated as BCL2 like 12. Gene Ontology annotation, biological process: regulation of apoptotic process. Lineage: Eukaryota; Metazoa; Chordata; Mammalia; Primates; Cercopithecidae. Bases 1 to 915 code for a protein of 304 amino acids. The record is from RefSeq and is a predicted model, not a curated record. The transcript is spliced from 8 exons.
AUGCAAAUUGAGCGUGCACCCAGCGUUCCGCCCUUUCUUCGUUGGGCCAGUUACCGACCCGGCCCAAUUCCAGCAGGAGUCGGAGAUUUGGAACUACACCUCUCAGCAGGCUGCGCGGCGAAGAAGCGCGGACCGAGGGGAAGAUUUGCCCUGAAGCCUCCUGGGAUUGGCUCUGAAGAGCUGGGGCUCCGGGAAGACACGCUGAGGGUCCUAGCUGCCUUCCUUAGGCGUGGUGAGGCUGCCGGGUCUCCUGUUCCAACUCCACUCAGAAGCCCUGCCCAAGAAGAGCCAACAGACUUCCUGAGCCGCCUUCGAAGAUGUCUUCCCUGCUCCCUGGGGCGAGAAGCAGCACCCCCUGAGUCCCCUCGGCCUUGCUCUCUGCCCAUCCGCCCCUGCUAUGGUUCAGAGCCUGGCCCAGCUACUCCAGACUUCUAUGCCUUGGUGGCUCAGCGGCUGGAACAGCUGGUCCAAGAGCAACUGAAAUCUCCACCUAGCCCAGAAUUACAGGGUCCCCCACCCACAGAGAAGGAAGCCAUACUGCGGAGGCUGGUGGCCCUACUGGAGGAGGAGGCAGAAGUCAUUAACCAGAAGCUGGCCUCGGACCCUGUCCUGCGCAGCAAGCUGGUGCGCCUGUCCUCUGGCUCUUUCGCCCGCCUGGUGGAGCUGUUCUGUAGCCGGGAAGACAACUCCCGCCCAAGCCGAGCAUGCCCCGGGCCCCCGCCUCCUUCCCCGGAGCCCCUGGCCCGCCUGGCCCUGGCCAUGGAGCUGAGCCGGCGCGUGGCCGGGCUGGGGGGCACCCUGGCCGGACUCAGCGUGGAGCACGUGCACAGCUUCACGCCCUGGAUCCAGGCCCACGGGGGCUGGGAGGGCAUCCUGGCCGCUUCACCCGUGGACUUGAACUUGCCAUUGGACUGAGCUCUUUCUCAGAAGCUGCUACAAGAUGACGCCUCAUGUCCCUGCCCGCUUCGUGUGCUUUUCCCAGCCUUCCUUUUCCACUCAGGGCUGUGGGGUGGUGGUCACCCUACCUGUUUUUGCCAAAAAUAAAUUGUUUUAAACUUUUUGUAUUAAAAAUGUUACAAAGUA